Molecule: messenger RNA, 324 nt
Organism: Anisakis simplex (herring worm)
Lineage: Eukaryota; Metazoa; Nematoda; Chromadorea; Rhabditida; Anisakidae
Source: the annotation of a GenBank genome assembly
AAUGUCAACUAUCAGAAGUUAUCACCGAACGUCAACGGCUCGUUGCCUCCAUGCGCUGGCGGCGGUUCCAUUGGAAUGGGUGAUGGCGUUUUGGGAUAUGUGUUCCAGUCCGAUCAUAUGUCCAGAUCGUCCAUUGUCUCUGUAUCUAAGCCGCCCAUUGAAUCGUUGUGUAGAACCGUGAGUCCGCCAAGUGACCGAGCAGAAACUACCAUAUCGCGAAAAACAAGCACUGCAAUUGCACUGCGUACACUAUCCGAUUCAGUGGAUUCAUUGAAUGAUGUUAAUGUGAAGUUGAUGAUGGCCAAUGAUCCCACAUAUUUGUAG